AUGAGCAAGAUGAAUAAAAAUAAACUGAUUCAUGAUUUGCUGGAAGUAGUUUCAAGAGGUGAUGUGGAACUCAUCUGUGACCAUAUUACUAAAGUCCAUUCCAUUCUUGGAAACCUUGACUUUCAGCAUCCAAAGACUGGGAAUACACCUCUCAUUACUGCAGCAGAAGAGAAUCUAACAGAGGUUGUUGAGUUUCUUCUGGAAAAGGGAGCAGAUAUCACCCUUUGCAAUUACGACAAUCGAACCGCGGUCCAUGUGGCUAAUUGUGAUGUCCAAAGGCAGCUCUUGGCCACCAAUGGAAUCCCGGCUUCCCAGAUGCAACUUCUACGAAGUUCAUGGCAAGGUGAUCUUGAACAGCUUCAGGAACUGUUGGCAUCAGAAGAGUUCCUGGACGUAAAUUUCCCAAACCAGCAUGGCCUGACCCCUCUGAUGCUGGCUGUGAGAGACGUAGACCUGUUUGAGACUCUUGAGAUGUCAACAGCCUACAGACCCGCGGAGGUUCUGGCUGAGCUCCUCAGGCACCGCGCAGAUCCUAAGCUCUGUGAUUUUAGUGGAAAAUCAGCAAUACAUUAUGUGUCACAAAUAAAGAGUUUUAAGAAACAGCAGUUAUUGGACAUUCUAAUGAAUUCUAUGCCAAAACCAGACGAACAUGCUGAAUCAUUGCUUGACAUUUGUCAUGAUACAAACUCUUCUCCAACCAAUAUGACAGUUACCCAAAACCAAAAUAUACUCUUGCAAAGCGUCAGCAGCAGUGAGGAGUUUGACCAAGAUGAUGGCUGUAGUCAUUCCAUAUUGGUUAAAGAAGGAGGAGAUCCGAGUGGUGAUGGACGAGAUUGGCAACCCAGGACAGAAGAGUUUUCUGCCUCUGAUAAGAACUACAGCAGCCGAAGAAUUGAGUUCCCUCUGCCACCAUUGUCAUUCUUGCCCACAAGACCUGGUCUUCUUACUAUCCCCCCAAAUCACAAGUAUCAAAAAGAGAGAGAGAAAAAUCUUGUAUCUUUUGAACCUAAGCCCUCUGAGCCUGUUAGUCGAUCCGAUGAGUUAAGGCCACCAAACAAGCAACUGGACGCCUUAUUCAAGGCGUCUGUGGAUCAGACUCUUGGGUCCUCCAAUAGCUCUAUUUGGUCCAGAAACAUGUGCUCUUUUUGGAAGGCUAACCAUCACAGACAACACCUGAAGAUGGAGGAGAAUGGGAAACUGAAGGAAACAGAAGGAUGUGACAAAAUUCAAACCUCUCACUUUGAAAAAAGGCAGUCUUCGGUAUCCUUUGAGAAUUUGAAGGAAGGCAACUUUCCUGCAGACAGGGAAGUGGAUAUGGACUGCCCUGGCAGUGAAAUGAGAAAAGCAGAAGAGAACUCUCAAUGUCUUUCAUCGGGGAAGAUAGAGGGUUCCGUAGCCAGAAACUAUGAACAAAAUUCAGACGUUGGAUGUACCAUGCCAAUCAAGUCCCAAGAAGCCCAGCAUUCAGAAACAACUCUAAGCAAGGAUAAAGGGACUAGAAAUGAUAAAGACGAUUCAAAAAGCGCUUCAGUGCAUAAAGGUGAACUAAUUGAACCAAACCAUAUUUUAGAGGAAUUUACUGUACUUAAAAGUGUGUACAGUGUAAUUCCUGACAGCCCCAUUGAAAGGCUGCUGGAAGAUCAUAACAACAUGGAGACACAUACAAAAAUAUCAAUAGCAGAGGCAAGCAAAUCAGAAAUGAAUGGGGUAUUGCCUCUUAUCCACAUCACUUUCCCUGGAGAUGAGACUCCCAAGGAACCAGCCGUAGCCAAGCCAAGCCUCCAAAAAAGAAAGGGCGCCCUUCAUAACAACAGCUUCAACAUACGUGCACACCAAGAAAAUGACAGGCGUACGAUGAAAACCCAUAGAAAUAAGUUCGAUCCAAAAACCAAGACCAGUAACCGGACACCUCAGAAUGUCAUGAUUUCCAUUGAUGGUCCCAUGAAGCCUACCGUGCAUAAAACCAGCAUAAAAACUCAAGUUUUCCCUUCUUUGGGGCUUGUUGAGCCCAGACCUCGGCCAUCACCCAAGUUUCAAAGGAGAAUGCCUCAGACAGAAAAGAAGCAAUCAACUUACUGGGCUCUGAAACCUAAAAAGCAAACAUUUCCUUGCAUCUGUAAAAAUCCAGGAAUAAAAAAGUCUUUAGCUCCUAUCCCUGUUCAACCAAUAGAGCCGAGACUAAAUUACCUAGAUCUUAAGUAUAGUGACAUGUUCAAAGAAAUCAACUCAACUGCUAAUGGACCUGGAAUCUAUGAAAUGUUUGGGACCCCAGUUUAUUGUCACAUGAGAGAGGCUGAACGGCAUGAAAACAAAUAUUACCGAGAGAUAUGCUCAGCUCCGUCAGGCAGAUGUAUCAACGGUAAAUGUAGAUCUUCACACGGUGAGAGGAGCAGCAAUAGCAGAACAAGGUUUUCUCAGAAAAGACAACAUGCUAAACCCCCAAAGGCGUUGCUUGGAAUUAGAAACAGGCACAAAAGUUUAAUUUCCAAAGAAAAGGGUUGCGAGGCUGUAGGUAGCAAACUACAAGACACUGAAAAUGGUGGUGGAAUUUCAGAACCAGAGCGGCAGGUGAAGUCUUUGGGAAAUGACUUCCUGUCUUCCAAAGACGAAAUUCAGCCCAUGAACUUUACUCAGACUCAUGAACAGUCCACUGAACAGAACAAAUUCCUUCCUGUCUCAGAUUUGUCCAUUGUUGAAGAAGUCUCUAUGGAAGAGUCCACCGAUGAAGGAGACAUUUCUAACGAUCAAAUUCUUCCCACAAGCCUCAGAGAUCUGCAUGAACUUGAAGAGCUACAUCACCAGACCCCCCUUUUCCUUUCAGAAUACAGCAGGGCAGUGACCAGUGAGAAGAGUUUCAACAAACAUGUACCACAAGAAAAGCAGAAUCUAGCAUCUCUUGGUAAAAUAAUUGCCAACCAAAUCUUGACGAAUGAUGUAGAGUUUGACAGUUUGACAGAUACAUCUAAAACACUUAUGAAUCUCUCUUUCCAAGACACACAAGGAAGUGCAUCUUCUCAAACAUAUCAACAUUGGGCAUAUUCUUUGGAUCAUGAUAGUUUAGCUAAUAAGUCAAUUACACACCAAACAUUUGAAAAAACUUUAAAUGAUGCAAAUUCAAUUUCCCAAGAAAAUCUCGACUCUAUAAAGAACCCAGAAUUGACAGAUGAACUAUUAGGUUGUCUAGCUGAAAAACUACUAGCUCUUGAUGAGAAAGAUAGCAACGCUUGUCAGAUAGUGGCAAAUGAAACAGAUCCUGAAAACAUAAACCUCAUCUUCAGUAGGAGAGGAAAUACCAUGCAAGAGUUGGGUGGAGAGACAACCAAGGUCAAAAUACAGAGGCAUAGUAAUGGGUUAGGAUUAUAUGACGAGGAUAAAUUUCUCAAUGAAAAGAAGAUAUUUUCUGAAAAUAGUUUAAAGUAUGAAGAAGCCAUCCUGUGGACCAAGGGUGAGAUCCUUGGGAAGGGAGCCUACGGCACAGUAUAUUGUGGUCUAACUAGCCAAGGAGAGCUAAUAGCUGUAAAACAGGUGGCUUUGGAUACCUCUGAUAAAUUAUCUACUGAAAGAGAAUACCGGAAACUGCAGGAAGAAGUGGAUUUGCUCAAAGCGCUGAAACAUGUCAACAUUGUGGCCUACUUGGGGACAUGCUUGGAAAAAAACACCGUGAGCAUUUUCAUGGAGUUUGUUCCUGGUGGCUCAAUCUCUAGUAUUAUCAACCGUUUUGGGCCAUUGCCUGAGAUGGUGUUCUGUAAAUACACAGAACAAAUUCUGCAAGGUGUUGCUUAUCUCCACGAGAACUGCGUGGUGCAUCGAGAUAUCAAAGGAAAUAAUGUUAUGCUCAUGCCUACUGGAAUAAUAAAACUGAUCGACUUUGGCUGUGCCAAACGUUUGGCCUGGGCUGGCGUAAAUGGCACUCACAGUGACAUGCUUAAGUCCAUGCAUGGGACUCCCUAUUGGAUGGCCCCAGAGGUCAUCAAUGAGUCUGGCUAUGGGAGGAAGUCGGACAUCUGGAGUGUGGGCUGCACUGUGUUUGAGAUGGCCACAGGCAAGCCUCCGCUGGCAUCCAUGGACCGGGUGGCAGCCAUGUUCUACAUUGGCGCACACCGGGGGCUGAUGCCACCCUUACCUGAACACUUCUCAGAAAACGCAGCGGACUUUGUGCGCGUGUGCCUCACCAGGGACCAGCACGAGCGCCCCUCUGCUGUUCAGCUCCUGAAGCACUCCUUCUUGAAGAGAAGUUACUGA
Messenger RNA from Myotis daubentonii (Daubenton's bat), 4242 nucleotides. RefSeq names its product mitogen-activated protein kinase kinase kinase 19 (gene MAP3K19). Gene Ontology annotation, biological process: protein phosphorylation. Lineage: Eukaryota; Metazoa; Chordata; Mammalia; Chiroptera; Vespertilionidae. Gene Ontology annotation, molecular function: ATP binding; protein binding; protein kinase activity. The record is from RefSeq and is a predicted model, not a curated record.